CGCAGUAGAAUAUAAAUAGACAUUUUUGAGCAUUUUGGAGAAAUGUUAUUUACAUUGACAACGAUUUUAUAUAUUUCAAAACAAACACCCAUGAAUCGAAAAUAAAAUCAAUACAUUAUUGUUAUAUACAUGUCUAAGCAUUGUUUACAAACAUUAACCUGUCGUAAAACAUACGUUUCGUCUUGUUAUCACAGAAAUAAAAUUGUUCAUGUUGAUAAUGAAAUAAAGCAUUGCAAAAAUUAAUUUAACUGUGUUUAAAUCAUAGCUUUUAAGAUAAACUUUUCAGUCGUUGUAGCAAUGCUUUCUUUCCUGGAUAAAAACUUGUUAAGUAUAUACGUAACAGUUCAUCCCUGAGAAAAUGUGAAUGAAUUAUUGAUGAAAUUUUGGCCAAAUUGAAGAGUUCAUUUCAUAGGUGCAUGAAAAAUGUAGAUCUCUAAUAUGGCUUAAGUGAUACAUUUCAAAAACUCGAAAUGCCAUGAAUCUCAUGAUUGUGAAAAUGAACUCAUAAUGUACAGUCAGCAGCUAUUUCUUCAAACUGCUGACCCCUGCAGUUAUAUUGCUGCAAAAGAUGAAGGUGGCAAAAGAUACGGAAAGAUACAAGAUGGGUUAGAGUCUUCCAUCAGUGUUGAAGGCAGAGCAAGAAUAACAAGAAUACUGAGCGAGAUUCACAGUUUGACAGAUGUUGAGAAGUUGUUGCUCUACCUGAAGUUACCAACAGGUGGCAUUCAAGAAGACCAAAAUAGACUGACGCCACCAUCAUGUUUGCCAACAUCAAAUAGAAAGGAGCAAGGUGAGGCAUUUACCUGGAUUAAAAGUCAUCUUGAAGAACAUGGAGAUGUGUGCAUGCCGAAGGCUGAGGUUUAUGAUGAGUACAGACAAUACUGCGAGCAGCACGAUCUCCGGCCGUUAUGUAACGCCGACUUCGGCAAGAUGAUGAAGCAGGUGUUCCCGGAUAUAAACACGCGACGCCUCGGUCAGAGAGGACAAUUUACAUAUUUCUACGGAGGGCUGAGGAAGAAGCUAGAACCUGCCCCGCCCACCUUGCCAGAACUGGAGAUUACUACAAAAACUAUUGAGAUUGAUACUAGCUUAAUGGAGAGUGAGAUUUUUAAGUCAUCUUGCCAGCUGGUGUGUGAAUGGGCUGAUAAACUACUUGAUAUGAAAUUUGGUAGCAUCCAGGAGAUAGCCGAACAUCUUAUUGUUAAAACUUUUGUCAACACCAAGUCCGUCGCUGCAUUCACUUUGAUUGCAGCCAUGCAAGAGGGAGGGAAAUAUAAUCUUAAAGAUUCGGCAUUGUUCAGUAGUCAGCAUGGAACAAGUGGUGAUAAACAUAAAGAAACCAAUUUACUGCUUCAAAGAAAAUUACAGCAGAAUAAAGAAAUACAGAAACAAAAAGAUAAAGCACAGGCUCUACGUGGUGAGCUGCAGCAACAGAUUGGUCCUCAAACUAACAUUUCAAUCAUUUCAUCUGGAUCCAAAAACACAGGUACCAGUCAAAGGAAAACAGUCACUCCGUCUAUUUCAUCAGGUUCCACAGUCCAACAAAAAUCUCCCAGAAUUCCAAGCUCGAUUACCAGUCCAGCACCGUCUCAGUCAGCCAGGAAGUCGGUGUCGCCAUGGCAACCACAGAAGACGUCGGAAUAUCCGAGCAAGACCGUUGACCCAGGUUCUAAUUUAAAUACAGGAAGUGAUGUAUGUGUGAGCGUCACAGUGCAGCAUAUUGGAGUGUCGUCUGCUAACAUUCCAAAUGCUAACAGUUCUAUCAAUGCGAAAAGUGACAAUGUGUGGAUUAAGGAUGAAGGUAGACAUAAUAAUGAGAAUGAUUUGGCAGCCAGCCAAAUCAAAGUAGCGUUUAGUGAGAGUGUUGAUAAUAGAAAUGUGGGCGGUACUACAGACGAUUUUGAUAACUAUAAACCUAUGAGUGCUGAAAGUGUAUGUGAAGCUAAAACACCGGAAAAUUCCAUGGAAACCGAUCAGUCGGAAUAUAGUCAUGUACGGAAAAUCGACUUUGAUGAUGUUAUGGCACAGAAUAAAGGUGAAAGUUUGACUGUGAAUAACAGAAGCUCAGUGUCUGAAAAGGUGAACAGUGGCAAUAGAAAAGACAAUGCUGCAGGAGCAGACGUGCCAGAAACUUCUGCUGAGAAAUUAUCAAAGUCAACUGGGUGUCUCAGUCUGAAGAAAAUGUUAGAAAAUAAACCAGAUAACCAGUCAUGUCUGAAUAAAUCAAUGGGGCAUUUAGGUAAAUCCAAAACUGCAUUAUUUGUGAACCAGUCAACCGUCCCAGGUAGAAGUGCUUUUGUUCCAUUUUCCCAGGUCCAGUCUUUGUGUCGUAAAGAAGGGGCGAGUGUUAACCAGUCUGUUGCUAUGGCAAUACCAAUAAUUAUUCCGUCUGCUGCACAGACACAACCUAGUCAGACUGUCUCACAACCAGCUAGUUUCACAAUGAUUGCCUUACCGACAGAAAUUCAUACCAGUCCAACUAAAAAUCCUCCAGACUUGAGCAACAACGAGCCACUAUUUAAUAUUGUCCCUGCAUCAGCUGUAUUCAAACCACCAAGCAAUGAUGGAAACACUGAUCUCGCAUUCCAGACUUCAGGCAUCGACUCAUCAAAGCUUCCUUUGAACAUUCAAAAUCAAACAAAUGAAAGUACAAGUGUCGUAACUGUGUCAUCAGUUAUGUCUAAAACAACAGGGAGCGAAUGUAUCGUCUCUUCUUCACAAACUUUCCAAAAUCUUCCGAAACAGUUACGUACAAAGUUUACACCAAUUCGUCCAAAGGCAUCUCCGAAUAAAGCACAAAGCCAGCCCCAGAAAGAUGCGAAAGCGGAUGUUCCUACCUACGGGAAAGAUAAACGACCUGUGUCUGCAAUCUUGAAAGAAAAGCGAGCAAAAGAACAGGCUGAAGCUAUCGCCAAGUUUCAGUCGAGUAUUCAGUUACCAUAUCAACAGAACAUAUCAGUGACCAGUCAGCAGUUGAGUACGCUUCAAGGGCUUCAAGCUGGGUCUAGUAAUAUACCGCCCAGUGAGGUGGUCAUUAUUGUCAACAAUCAGCCAAUGAAACUUCAGCAAGUGAGCAAUAUGGGACAAAAAUCUGUCACAGAUCAGUCGCUUGUCGGUAAUAAUUCAAAUGUCACAACAAAAGCUUACCAGCUGGCAGCAUCAGGUCCAGAUAAAAAGGAAGUUGAUCCGGAAAAAACUGAAGUAAACUUUAAUCUUGUUUCUAGUGAAAACAUCGAUAAACAAUCCAAAAAUUCCACAACUUCUAUUAGCUCAACUGACACAUUAAAUCUUGGUAGUGAAGAUUAUGAUAUCGGAAGUAGUUCAUCAGAAAGUAAAGUAUUCUCUCCAAUGAGUGAAGAAAGGGACGUAACUCCGAUUUUGUGCGAGGACUAUGAGGACAGUGAUCUGAUUGACAAUUUUAACACAGCUGGCAAUGGUAACCUUAACAUACUCGGAGUGAGAUCAGAAAGUAAGACAGGUGGAAUAGGCACUGAUAGGGCAGAAAAUAUUAGUACAGAGUUAGUGGAUCAAAUGUGGAUCGAAACACCGCGAAAAAUACAAAAAUUAAACAUUAAAUCACCCUUUCAGGAAGACUUGUCUAAUUCAUUAGGUCGUGAAACUCCAGUCAGAAUUUCAAAACCAUCUGAUCUAAGUUUAAGCAGACCCGAAAGUGCUGAUUUGUAUGGACGGGAGACUCCAUCUGGCGCAAGAAAACGAAAGUCAUCGGACAUCCAUGCGAGACAGAAUUUUAAACGUCUGAACUCCACAGGGGAGGAGGGCGACCCAGCUCACAAUUUGUCUUUUGUUUUAAGUCCAGAUAAUGAUUUGUCUGUCAAUGAUAUCCCUAGGAGGACCCAAUCUUGUACGAUGGAACUUGACCCGGAAGCAAAGGUCAAAUAUCAACCUCAACACCUUUAUCGUCAACAGCAGCAGCAGCAACAACAACAAAUGCAGCAGCAGACGGUAAAAUCUGGGGGCAGUUCACUAUUACCUGGGUUACAGAGUCCAGAUAUACACAGUCUAGAGCGUGAAGCUCUGAUUGAGUCAUUCCCUAAUAGUCUGUAUGCAAUGAAACCACAGCACAAAUCACACAAGAACCAGUCGAGUUCAAUAGGGGUCAGUGCAAGGUCAUUGAGACAGUCGCAGCAGAAGUUAAUCAAGCAGCAGCAAGACCUUGAUGAAAGAGUGAAGCAUUUUCUACAAAUGCAGACUGAGAGCAGUCUCAAUGUUGACAUUGGGGAAAGCAGUGAACCAGUCACGAAAAAUAAAGGAGAACAGAAAACCAGUCAGAAUUCACCCGGAAGUAGAGCCAGUCUGAAAGCAGAAUCAUUUGUAGUAUCAGACAGGGGGAAACCAUAUCAGCGACCAUCCAGUGUCACUACUGUUGGGAAUAGAAUGUCCAACUUAGAUAUUGAGCCGUCUGGUUUACCAAGUGAUGUUGCAGACUGGAUCAAUGAAACCAUAGAAAAGAGACAGAAAGAAAACCAGUCUGUUAUGUCAGAGCCAGAAUUUAGAAAUUACCAGUCUAUGAAAGCUGGCAGAAAUCCAAAAUUACAAAACUUCAAGUUUGAAGUGGAUAAUUCAGUCCAAAGUGGUAAAAAGGUCAGUCCUAUUUGUGGAGGUCAAAGUAAAAAUGCAAAGGAUAUGUCAAGUUUUAACACUGUCCCUGAUGUUGUGAAUGAUGACAAUAAUUUCACUGUACCAAAAGCGCCACCUGUCUCAAGCACACGUAUGAAAGACACCUUGAGACUGAACACUGAUAUAUCUUCAGUAAGUCAACGAUGUCAGUCUUUGCCAAUUUUUGCCUCACCUGUGCAAAGUCCAGUCUCUCCAAUGGCUCCUCCGGGGACACAUCUCCAUGGCAACCAAAGGGCUUCAUCCAUGUCGCCAAGAGGUCAGAUUGCUGAUCAGAGUACUGAGAUGCUUUCUCCAACUUCAUUUGGAAUUCUUUCCCCUGGUAAAAGAAGGGAGCUUCGUGAAGUAGGGCACAAAGAGUCAAAGCAAGGCACAUAUUUGGCAAGCAUCCAACAUUCUCUGCAGAAACCUGUUGACACACCACAUGAUGUCAUAAGUCCACAAGACUCCGCCUUUGGUAAACACCCACUUUCUGGUGGGAAAAAUUUGAAUGCGCUGCAUAAUAAGAGUAGGGAGUCUUCCAUUGAUGCCGAUGAUCGUUUUGUCUCCAAAACGCCAUUUUCUGACUCUGGCUAUCAUAGUUGUGGCCCAAGUCCUAUCUUGAACUCCACGCCAGUCUCUGCUGCAGAUAAUUCUGAGAUUGUGUAUGGCCAAGGACGUGGUCAGAUGACAUAUAAACCAUCUAUAGCAGAGUCUCCAAUAACCAUGGUAACAGACUUUACAAGUCCGGUUCAACAACUGUCUCCACAUCAAUCACCCAACAUCCCACAAAUGACCAUACAUCAACAGAAUGUCUCCAUAGCAACCAGCCAGAUGAACAAUCUUGGCAUGAAUCCAAGUCAACUUCGAUCAUCAAUCCACAGUGCAUUUAUUCCAAUACAAGGCUCCCACCAUGAUGUUAGAUAUGUAACACCCAUUAAACCUAUGGUUACCUUACCUAAUAACAGUAUUGAACCAGUCUCAGUUCCAGUAGGUGCGGACUCAGUCGGAAAUCUAUUUAUAGAUGCUAAUCAACCAAUCACAGGUGCUGAUAUAAAUAUGAUCUCACCAAGGUCAGCAGACCCUCCUUCAUAUGAAGUUGCUAUCAAACAGUUAAAGAAAUCUUCCCCUCCAAAAGAUGGAACAAUGAAUCAAGCACAGCCUUCUGAGGUAUUGAACAAAAUUGAACAAGUCAAAGAACAAGUUCCAAAUUUUGACCAGCAGCAGACGUUGUUGGGAAACAUGGUCAGUGAACAGUCUACAGAUAGUUUAGGACCUUUUGCACAGAAGCUCAUGAAACUGUCUCAACAAACACAGAAUAUUGUUGGUAAAGACAUGAGAACUCUGUUAAGAAGUGAAAUUAUAAACUCAAAAAAUCAAGCCACCUUAGGUACAAAUAUUGGAAAUCAGUUAAUUCAGUCAGGAAAUGACCUUACAAACCUGACCAGUUCUGUUAAUGAGUGUCAGAUAAAUAUUUCCACAUCAGAUAGAGAUCCUAGUGGUGCUAAUUUAGAUUUUAAUUUCGGUGGAGAUAUGAAUGUGUACUCGAAUAACCAGUUAAUGAAAAAUACCCAUUUAGAUCAAAGGCGUCCGGAUUUUGUGCUAAAACAGAGUGAUAGUCUUAAAAAUGUGCUCCCUAAUUCAUACCCUGAUCAUUCCAUACUUAUAUCUAAUCCAUCAUCAGACAAUGUGCUAAAUAUAGAUCCGUCCUUUCAUUUGUCAUCUCAUUUUGUAACAGCCAAUCAGAGUGAAGCUUUGCCUUCAAUUCAUAAUCAUGACUCAACAAAUUUGAACUUGAUUGAAACCAGUCAGCUUUUGAACAAACCAGACUUUUCUCUACCUAGGGAUUUGAAUGAAACUCAGAAAUUCCAAGUGACAAAUACAGAGUUAGGGAUGUUAGAUGAUAGUGGUGCUUACAAUAGAUCUGAAAACAAUAGUAUGAUUAAGAACUUGCUGAUUAGCGGGAAACUGACCGGUGAGGAAUUGGACAUGGUUGUAGAAAAUGGUCAGAACAAACAAGAAGGUUUAACGCAGCAGGAGUUAGAUGAUAUAGGGUUACCGUGGGAACCGUUUAGAGAAAUUGAAGGGGAUUUUGGUGAUUUUAACAUGUUUAACUGAUGUUUUAAGAGCAUGUUAGAAAAUUUUUGAAAACCUAACUGCUGGAGAAAUGAGACUAGAUCAACAGAGAUGGCCAAAGUUGAAAAUGCUGUGAAUUGUCAAAUAUGGAGUAAACGUUC
Ruditapes philippinarum (Manila clam) is the source of this 6851-nucleotide messenger RNA. RefSeq lists its product as uncharacterized. The transcript has 9 exons. The coding region runs from base 508 to 6732 and encodes 2074 amino acids. Gene Ontology annotation, biological process: regulation of transcription by RNA polymerase II. NCBI's taxonomy places the organism in Eukaryota, Metazoa, Mollusca, Bivalvia, Venerida, Veneridae. The record is from RefSeq and is a predicted model, not a curated record. Gene Ontology annotation, molecular function: RNA polymerase II cis-regulatory region sequence-specific DNA binding; DNA-binding transcription factor activity, RNA polymerase II-specific.